AUUGAUUCGAACCCUGUAAAAGUUAAACAACAAAGUUCAGUUAACGUCUUGGAAUUAUAUCCACGGUAGUUGGACCAACUUGUGGAAUCCUACCAUCUAAUUUCCUAUAUCGUCGUGGUCAGCCGGCCUGGAUUGUUCUACUUAGUUUUCAUCUUAAUUUGUUAGUUUCUUUGGCGCAAACAAGGUGCUCUAUCUAGUUGUCGUUCAGAUGUUUUAUGCAGCCAUAAUUCUAGUACAGGUUUGUCGCAUGGUUCCAUCUUGUUGAUGUAAACAAGGAAGUUCGUUCUUGCAGGGUUAUAUAGUGUGGAUACAUCAAGAAUUUCAGCUUGGAAUUCUCUGAGUUUCUGUCUCCCUAGCCCUAGGCUCUGAAAUGGCCAAGGGUAGUUAUCAAGUUUCUGCGGUUCCAGUUACCAUUUUUGCGCAUCUGUUGGUCAUAGCUGUGUCUACCCUUGUGCUUGUGUGGCUACUAUAUUUCAGGGGAGGUCUUGCUUUCAAGUCACAGAACAAACAGAAGAUUUUCAAUGUGCAUCCACUUCUAAUGGUGGUUGGGUUUCUUUUACCAGCUGGAGAAGCUAUAAUGGCAUACAAGUCAAUCCCAGCAAAGAAAGAGGUCCAGAAACUGGUUCACCUAGUACUACAUUUCAUAGCUCUUGCUUGUGGAAUAGUGGGGAUUUAUGCAGUCUUCAAGUUUCACAAUGAGGCUAGAGUGAUAAACAUGUACACCUUGCAUUCCUGGAUCGGCAUGUCCACCAUCUGCUUAUUUGGUAUUCAGUGGCUGCUGGGCUUCUUUUCCUUCUGGUGGCCCCGUGCAGAGCAGGGAACCCGGGCCAAGUACAUGCCAUGGCACGUCUUCCUUGGCGCCGUCAUAUUCUUCAUGGCGACCGUGACCGCGGAGACUGGUUUAGUCGAGAAAUUUCUCUUCUUGGGGCUGGGAAAAAGCCAAGAAGCUCUCAUUGUGAACUUCACCGGCCUGUUGAUACUUCUCUUCGCCGUCUCUGUUGGCCUCACCGUUGUUCUCCCGCGAAGCUCAUAUUAA
Molecule: messenger RNA, 1036 nt
Organism: Diospyros lotus (date-plum)
Lineage: Eukaryota; Viridiplantae; Streptophyta; Magnoliopsida; Ericales; Ebenaceae
Product: probable ascorbate-specific transmembrane electron transporter 1
Exons: 4
Coding region: 371-1036 (221 amino acids)
Molecular function (GO): oxidoreductase activity
Source: RefSeq, a predicted model, not a curated record